Ostrea edulis (European flat oyster) is the source of this 771-nucleotide messenger RNA. Its product is annotated as soluble scavenger receptor cysteine-rich domain-containing protein SSC5D-like. Gene Ontology annotation, cellular component: membrane. Bases 1 to 771 code for a protein of 256 amino acids. The transcript is spliced from 8 exons. The record is from RefSeq and is a predicted model, not a curated record. Lineage: Eukaryota; Metazoa; Mollusca; Bivalvia; Ostreida; Ostreidae.
AUGGAGAGCACUGCUGUAACCCAAACACCAAAGGUUGCCACUUCUACUAAAGAUGUCAGACUGGUUGGUGGUGAUAAUGCUUGGUCUGGGAGGGUUGAGGUCUACAGGAAUGACACUUGGGGAACAGUAUGCGGGUACGGCUUCGGGACUCGAGAAUUGGACGUCACUUGCAGGAGUCUUGGAUAUUUCGACGGAGGAUGGUUGUUUUACAAUGCCGCUUUUGGGGAAGGAAAUGGUUCAAUCAUUAUUGAAAAUCUUCGAUGUCAAGGAAAUGAAACGGAUUUAUCACAGUGCGAUAUCCGAUAUCUAACCUCCAACACGUACUGCCACCACAGAAAUGAUAUCUCCAUUUCCUGCAGAGUUGGGGAGUCACCAGGUUAUACAGAAGGUGUCCGACUGGUGGGCGGGGAUCACGCAUGGUCCGGCAGGGUGGAAGUAUUCCACAAUGGGCAUUGGGGAACCGUGUGUGAUUUCCUCUUCGACGACAAAGAAGCGGAUGUUGUUUGUAGAAUGCUUGGAUAUCACAGCGGUGGAUGGGCAUUUGCCAGCGGUGUUUUUGGUUACGGAUCCGGACCGAUGUGGGCAGGAAGUUUGAAUUGCGUUGGAAAUGAGACGGACCUGAAGCAAUGUCCUUCAUAUUCGGAGUGGGGUCGUGCUUCCUGUGCACACAAGGAGGACGCCUCCGUCUCGUGUAGAAAUGGAACGGAAGCAAAUAUCACAGGCAAUACAAGUCUUCCUACACUAACAAAAUUUCCCUUCCCGAACAAAUAG